This is a messenger RNA of Hypoxylon fragiforme, 1912 nucleotides long. Its product is annotated as phosphoglycerate mutase-like protein. The record is from RefSeq and is a predicted model, not a curated record. Lineage: Eukaryota; Fungi; Ascomycota; Sordariomycetes; Xylariales; Hypoxylaceae. The transcript is spliced from 5 exons. Gene Ontology annotation, molecular function: phosphatase activity. Bases 271 to 1437 code for a protein of 388 amino acids. Gene Ontology annotation, cellular component: cytoplasm.
CUUUAAGAGAGGAAUUCCUUCUCUACUAGGUGCCCACGAGGUACCCAGGGUAGGGUUUUCUCAUUUUAAAUCUAGUAUAUAGGCACGUGUUGCAAGCACGUGUUACCUGGAACAACAGAUAUAGCUAAUGUGUAGAUGUAUUAGCGACGGUGGAGUGAGAUCUAGCUCGCUAGGUUCGUCGGAGCUUGGCGUCUAGAUUUUGCUAGCAUCAUGUAUCUAAGCUAGUCAGAUUUUGGUAUUUCUUUUUAAACAUCCCCAUCGUCAGUGAACAUGUUGGCUACUUUACUCGUCGUCGUUCUUUCUCUAACCCCUGCCUGCCUGGGCUGGGACUGGGGCAAGAGUGGGAAAUGGGAUCAUAAACAAGGGCUGUCAUACUAUGGCGAGAAGACUACGAUUAAUUAUACGACUAUUCCUGGAUUCUUCCAGCAAGACGAUCCGGCUACAGACCCCAAGAGUUUCGAUUACACUAAAGCCAACUACGGUCUCAUUAAUCGAACAUAUCCGACAGAUACCCAGUAUGAUCCUAAGGGAAAGAGGACUCAAUGGGAACGGUUAGCAUACUACGUCAACUCGUUGAACAAAAGCUGCGAUAAGAAUACUCAGUACAAGGUCCUGUUCAUGGCCCGCCAUGGAGAGGGUUUCCAUAACGCAGCAGAAAGCUACUAUGGCACGCCAGCAUGGAACUGUUAUUGGGGCCUACGAGAAGGCAACGGCACCACGGUCUGGAGAGACGCUCGCCUCACCGAAGCCGGCAAGGCCCAAUGCACCAAGGCCAACACCUUCUGGAAGCACGCGCUGUCCGUUGAAAAGAUCCCCGCCCCGCAGUCCUACUACAGCAGCCCGCUGAUCCGCUCCGCCACCACCGCGAACCUCACCUUCUCCGGCCUCGACCUGCCCCGCAACGCGCCGUUCGCGCCCGUCGUCAAGGAGUUCCUGCGCGAGGGCAUCUCCAUGCGCACCUGCGACGAGCGCUCCAACCGCACCUAUCUCCAAUCACAGCUCCCGCCCGUCUUCCGGUUCGAAAACGGCUUCGCCGAGGAUGACAGGCUGUGGAAGGGGUACGAGGGCGAGACGGCCGCGGCGCAGCUGCUGCGCACGAAGACGGUGCUGGACGAUAUCUUUAGCACUGACGAUAGCACGUGGAUCAGCAUCACGAGCCACUCCGGCCAGAUCCGCGAGAACCUGCUGGUCCUCGGACAUAUCCCGUUUGGAUUGUCGACGGGGCAGGCGCUGCCGGCGCUGGUCAAAGCGGUGAGUGUGAAGGUAGGCGGGGGGCAGGGCGCGACGACGACGACGGUGGCGUCGUGGGCGGCGGAGGCGACGUGUGCGGGGCCGCCGGUUACGAGUGUGGCGGGCACGGGGUGUGUUUGCUCGGCGACGAGCUCGGGGGUGCUGGGUUCGGCUACGGCUGCUGCUGCGGCUACGAGUUCGGUGUAAAGAUGUAUGUCAAAUAGUAUGUCAAUGGUAAUAGAUUCUCCGCAUUAGCCAGUACCUAUCCAUGGGUAAAUAUCAAUAAAAGAAAUAAAAGGGAUGGUCCCGCUUAGGUAAUCUGUCGAAAGCUUUCUUACUCCAGGGCUGUGUUUCUGUGAAAUACAUCCAUCCAAUGUCCCCCAUGUUCAGGGGUUUGGGGGCGCGUCCCGUUGGUGGAUGGCGGUAUAGUAUAAAUCCUCCGGGUGUGACACUCAACCACAUGGCUUUUUUGGGGGGCGAGGGGUUGCAAGUAAGAAAAAUCUAGACCAUUCCAUUGCCACGCAGAUGGCACUGCGGGAAUUCCUGGGACAGAGGCAGAGGCUCACUGGGAAAAUGCUACCACCGAGCUGGUACCGUGCUUACCUACAUAUAAUCCUGAUCUGGGCCUUGGCAAACCACCUCCUUGGAGCGCAAUAUCGAUUAGUCAUAGUAUAGGUAGUAG